Molecule: messenger RNA, 2034 nt
Organism: Recurvomyces mirabilis
Lineage: Eukaryota; Fungi; Ascomycota; Dothideomycetes; Mycosphaerellales; Teratosphaeriaceae
Gene: MSD1
Product: aspartate--tRNA ligase msd1
Exons: 2
Coding region: 1-2034 (677 amino acids)
Biological process (GO): aspartyl-tRNA aminoacylation
Cellular component (GO): cytoplasm
Molecular function (GO): aspartate-tRNA ligase activity; ATP binding
Source: RefSeq, a predicted model, not a curated record
AUGGCGGAGCUUCAACGGGAACAGCCGCCGAGCCGCCAUGCCACGAAUUGGUUCCUGAAUGACGAUCACCUUCGCAUCAUUAACAGCCAAUGCCUUGAUGCUGCUACGGCGCUGCGACAUCAAUCCCUGCUCACGGACUUCAAGAAGACUCUCGACUUCUCGCCAGCGACCUGCUCCCUGGCUCAGCUGGCCUCCAAUAGCACACAAUGGGUCGACAAACAAGUGACACUCCAUGGCUACGUUGGAGCUCGACGAGUGGCGAACAAGACACUAGUCUUUGCUGAACUGCACGAUAUGAGUCUCACUUCCAUCAUCCAAAUCGUCUCAAGUGUCACGAAGAAUGUAGACAGUAUCAGCCGUCCUCACGACUUGCUUCGGGAUCUGGAACAGCAUACUCCGGUUGUGAUUCAAGGUACUGUCAAAGGACGACAGGCCCCCAAAGCAGGACAGUCUUCGAAGGAUGAAAGCAAGCCUAUGAUCAUAGCAGGCGUGGAGAUUAAAUUGGACAAUAUCACGCCGCUGAACGCUUUUCCGAAGGAUUUGAUCGUGACGUCCGACACAGUCUUCUCACCAGAGAAACGCCACCUUCAGAUCAAGCAUGACAAGAGCAUUCGAGACGCCCUCAUAUUCCGCAGUAAAGUCUCUCGGUUCGUUCGCGAUCAUCUAGCCGACAACCAUGGCUUCGAGGAAUUUGAGACUCCCCUCCUCUUCAAAUCAACACCCGAAGGAGCACGAGAAUUCCUAGUUCCCACUCGUAACCCUGGCUUCGCCUACGCUCUUCCGCAAAGCCCGCAGCAGUAUAAGCAGAUCCUUAUGGCUAGCGGAAUAUCACGCUACAUGCAGAUCGCCAGAUGUUUUCGUGAUGAGGAUCUGAGAGCUGAUAGGCAGCCGGAAUUCACGCAGGUGGAUCUUGAGAUGGCUUUUGCGAGUGAUGAGGACGUUAUGAGGACCGUGGAGGAUACAGUGAAAGCGUUGUGGGAGAAGAUGUUGCCAGGUGCUGCUUUGUCCGAGGCUUUCCCGAGGAUGACUUACGCUGAGGCCAUGAGCAGGUAUGGGUCUGACAAACCUGAUGUGAGGUUGGGAAGUGAGAUCCGACGGGUCGAGUAUAUGUUACCUGUGGAUCUUGUCAGCAAGAUAGGGCCGCUUUCGGAUCCCAUUGUUGAGGUCAUGAAGGUAGCCAUUUCUGACGAUCCGGCCACGACGAGGAAGUUCGUUUCUACUUUCAUGGACUCGCCGGAGGCUGCAUCGUUCAUCUCAAACCCGGAGGGUCAACCUGGCAUAUCCGUAUGCGAUUCACGCAAGCCUUUACAAGGACUUCAAACUUUCGGAUUUGAGGCCGCGGAGCAGUUGGAAGAGACUUUGGACCUCCAAGACGGCGAUCUUGUUGUCUUGCAAGCUCGGAAGAAUGCUGCCUUCGCCGGCGGCUCCACACCAAUAGGCAAUCUUCGUCUCGCUCUUCAUAGGUUUGCUUGCAAGCAGGCUUUACUGCCACCUCAUGAUCCGCAGAUGUUCGAGUUCCUGUGGGUCACAGAUUUCCCGCUCUUCACACCCACAUCCAUCGAGCCCACCGAACCAGGCCAAGGUGGCACAACGGGUCUAACAUCAACUCACCAUCCCUUCACCGCCCCCAAAACAGCCGCAGACGUCGAUCUGCUGCUCGAAGCUCCACUGGAGGCAAAAGGAGCCCACUACGACCUUGUACUUAACGGUGUCGAACUAGGCGGCGGCAGUCGUCGGAUCCAUAACUCCCUGAUGCAAGAAUUCAUCUUCAGACAUGUGCUUGGGAUGUCCGAUGAAAGGGUGGGGAACUUCAGACAUUUACUUGAGGUUCUGAGGGCAGGAUGUCCGCCUCACGCGGGUAUGGCAUUGGGGUUCGAUCGACUGGUGGCGGUUAUGCUGGGGAGGGAGAGCGUGAGGGAUGUUAUCGCUUUUCCUAAGAGUGGGAGGGGCGAGGAUUUAAUGGUUGGGGCUCCGACGAGGAUGAGUGAUGGACAGAUGAGGACUUAUGGGCUUCAGAUGGCGGCAAAGGUGUGA